This is a messenger RNA of Linum trigynum, 4847 nucleotides long. The record is from the annotation of a GenBank genome assembly. Lineage: Eukaryota; Viridiplantae; Streptophyta; Magnoliopsida; Malpighiales; Linaceae.
AUUAAAACACCAAUGCUUUAUAGCAUAAUAGAACCGAUCUAUCUGGAAUGAAAAAUUCUAACAUGAUGGUCAGUACAACUAUAGUUCAAAAUAUUGUUGAAUGGAUCAAUAUUAACUCGCUGCUCGAAUUGAGGCACUUCCUCUCCACAAAUCUGCAAACAUUGAAUGCCAAAUUAAAAAGAAGCCCCUAGGAUUCUCACAGUAUCAAACAGCAAGAAAAUGGGUGUCAAGGAACAUCCGCAUCAAUACAGAAGAUUUAAUUUAGAACAAUUUCCACAAUCAUCUAUACUCAUAUUCUGUAAAAGCAGAAUGAAAUAGGUGACAACAUAACUGAGCAUGUAGACUGAGGAGAAUGACAGAAUGCUGCACCGCCAAUCUUGUCAAUGGUUUCUUAAAACACCGUUAUUAUAUGUGUUGUUCAAUGUGAUUAAUUCCUUCCUCAUCGAGGAUCAAGAACUCCAACCAGCUGUCUCUCAAUUUGACUCACGAAACAACAUAUAACCUGCCAUGGAACUCAGAAAGACAAAAUACAAUGCUCAACUUAUAUAGUCAAGACAGUGUGGGACACAAAGCAGGUAUAAGGUUGUUCUGUACCUAAUUAGCAAGUCCAAGUUCCAUAUACAGCCUCAAGGAAUUGAAUUAUUGUAGUACUAUAGAGAGGCCAAAGGAAUUAGCAAAUCCAAUUUUCAUUUACAGUAUCAAUUUGUCAUCCCUACCAAGUUCAAAUUCAUGGGAAAAAGAAAUUGAUCCAAACUGUAAAUCACAUGAACUGUAAGGGAAUGUUGAGUUCAUAGAUGGAUGUACUGAAACGACAUAGAUGAAUCUAUGUACGUGAAAUUGAGUUAAAGCGUUAGUGAAUGAUAUAUGAUCCACGAUUGAACCUCUCCCAACAACUCGAGUUAUUGGGACUAACUGGUUCUUGAUAUGGUAUCAGAGCCUUAUAAGACAGAAAGGUCUUGUGUUCGAAUUCCCGUGACCCCGUUUGUGAAGCACAUGGUAUCGUGUAUUCAGACCUGUGCAAACGAAAGCCCUUAUGAGGUGACUGGCUUUCAUUUGAUGGGGUGUGUUAGUGAAUGGUAUAUGAUCUACGAUUGAACCCCUCCCAACAACUCGAAUUAUUGGGACUAACUGGUUUUUGACAAAAGCGACAUAGAUAGAUCUACAAGUCGUUCAACUGAUCAUCAUUGUUCUCCUAUAUAAAGCUAGGCAACCUAUGAACAAUCAACAUUGCAAGGACAACUUGGUGUUUAUGUGAUCAUGGAUAUAUAACCUUAAACCCAUGGCAGAAGAAGGCUGUCAGAUGCCCUCUAAAUGAAGCCUGUAAUAAGACCCGGCCACCAUCUUUUCAAGCUUAAUACAUUCCAGCUACCUAGGUAAAGGCUUCUCAGCACAUUUGGUCAGUCAAAACAAUAAUGUAAACCACGAGUGACGAGUACGUACCUCAAAAAACACAGUGACGCCCCACCAUUGAUCUCUACAUAUAUCAAACCACAAAAGGUUCGGAUAAGUUACUAGACCGAGUUUGGGUUCCACAUACAAUAAUGAACACAUGAAACAACCACAUAUAUAGCUAGCUAGGCAUGAUUCGGUUAUACGACAUAUUUAUCCGAGGGAUUCUGUAGAAUAUUAGAGUAGCGCAAACCUCCUUAUCCACCAAUUUCAAAUGGUCGCCGGCGAUGUAACAUGAAGCAGAAGCUACAGCCUGGAUAAGUAGGAAGGUUUUGUACCUGAUAAGUGGUGGAGCAUGAGGAUCCAACAAAGGAUGUCAUUUCAUAUCACAUAAAUAUUUGAAUAAACAUUUUAAAUGUAUGAUUUUAAAAAAAAUUGAUAGUUAAGUAGACCCCUUUUAUUAUAUUAUAUAGUAUUGGUGGUUGUAGGUACAAAUUGAAUUUGUACCAUAACAUAAACGUACAAGUUUCAAUUUGUAUCAUAAUUCUUAUUUUUACCUUUAUGUUAUGAUACAAGUUUAGUUCGUAUCUUAUAAUGAUAAUACAAAUUCAAUUUGUACCAUAAAUAAAUUUGUACACAAAAAUAUAGGUACAAAUUGAAUUUGAUAAAUAUUUUUUAAUGAAAAUUUUAAAUAAUCAACUAAUAUAAAAAAAAUCCAUAAAAACUACCACGUACGUGUAUGUUUUCCCCCCAAAAAUUGAAGUGUAAAAAACAGCCAGUCAAUCUCAAGCAAAUUAUUCAAUGUCCGUGUUCCUCAUACUGCAAGGAAUAAUUCAGGAGAUACAUGGUUUAAUAGCAGGGUUUUGGUGGGGUAGGAAGCAGGAGGAAAAAAGAAUACACUAGAUGAGUUGGGAGAAAUUGUGUCGAUCAAAGCAAGAAGGAGGAAUGGCAUUCAGAGAUGUACAUGACUUUAACUUGGAGCUAGCUUCUAGGAAGACAGGUAUGGAAUCUACUAAAAAAUCCUACCUCCCUAGUGGCACAAGUUUUUAAAGCUAUAAAUACUAUCCUCACUGCUCAAUCCUCACUGCUCAAUCGUAAAGGUUUCGGUUGGCAACAAUUCUAGCUACAUUUGGAGAUCUCUUAUGGCAGCCCAAUGUGUAGUUAGAGAAGGAAUAAGGUGGAGAAUUGGGGAUGGGAAGCAAAUCGGAAUAUGGUGGGAUAAGUGGAUACCUGAAGGACCAGAUUACAAAGUGAAAACACAAAUGGAUGGACUGAACUGGGAUGCAAGGGUGGAGAGUCUGAUUGAUGAAGAGACUAGAACUUGGAAGAGCAGCUUGUUACAAAGGCAUUUUCAGCCAAAAGAUUGUAAGAGAAUCAUUCAUAUUCCCCUAUCACGUCAUCCUUUUGAAGAUACCAGGGUCUGGGGACCUGAGAAACAGAGGGGAUACUCGGUCAAAUCUGCUUACUACCUAUGGGGGGAAAUGAGACUGUAGAGGGAGAACGAUAAGUCCCAAUUGAUUGGAAACGUCUAUGGCACUUGAAGAUUCCACCAAAGAUUAGUGUUUUCAUCUGGAGAUGGGGCAGUAAUAUACUUUUCACAGGUUCAAAUCUAGUACGCAGAGUAAAGGAGGCUUAUGAGGGGUGUCCAUUCUGUGGAUUACUCUAGACACAGGAACACAUAACCCGUGAUUGCGAUUGGGCUGGAAGAGUGUGGCGACAUAGUUUUCUAAGGAAAAUCUUUAGCAUGGGUGAAAGUUAAACUAGCAAGGAAUGACUUUGUGAGGUAAUGGAAACAUCGACGGAUGAGGAGCUGAGUUCGUUCAUAAUAGCCCUAUGAUUUUUAUGGAAGGAAAGGAACAACCGGUGGUUCAAUAACCAUAAGCUGGAAGAUUGGGAGAUUAUUGCUCGAUCUGAACAGUAUAUAGAGGAAUUAAAAGCCGUGCAUGAAAAGAGAACUAACCUGUCGACAUCGGGCAAGUAGGAUUAUAGAUGGGAGAAGCCUAGAGCGGGAACCUUCAAGGUGAAUGUUGAUGUUGCGAUUCUUAAAGAAGAGGGCAUUUGCUUCGGCAUGGUAAUUCGUGAUGAUACAGGGACCUUCAAAAUGACAGCAGUCCAUCGAACUAGAACACCCUGGAUGCCGGAGCUUGCUAAAGCAAAGGCGAUUUUCUAGGCGAUGAGGCUGUCAAUUAUUCAUCAGUGCCGACCGUUGUUGGUUGAAUAAGAUUGUCUGACGGUUAUAAACAAGAUCCAGGAGGAAAAUCGAUCUGAUUUGGAGGUAGAGACUAAAUGUGGGGAGAUAAGGAAGAUGAUGAAGGAGGAAAUGGGGGUUAGGGUUCUAUUUUGGAGGAGAAAAUGGAAUGAAUUGGCUCACCUAAUGGCCAGGGUGAGAUGUAAUUGGGAUGAAAAUGAGAUUUGGUUCGACCGACCACUGGUCAUCUUAGUGAACCAACUCAUUGCUGACUGUAAUAACCCCUGCCUUUGAUGCAUUAAUAAAUUCCAGGCGAGGCGAGUUAUAAAAAAAAUAACCGCCAGCUCCUGGGCGAGGAAAUUAAACGGGCGAUACUUGGCAACAACCUGGGUUGCAGCCCGUAGCAGCUUCCAGCACACAUGGCACCUAAGGAUUGGCCCAAAAUUAUUUCGGGGUUUUUAAUGGUUAAAUAUAGUCUGAAGGUGGAGGGAACGGAACAGAUUCAAAGUUCUGUUAUUUCUUUUCCUUUUUCGUUGGAGUGAGAUAGAAUGGUUCCAUUCUUUUUCUUUUAAUUAACUUUUACAUUUACAAUUACAAUUUGGUUUCCUUCCUAUAGGUUUUAUCUUAUAAAUUUUACUUUCCUUUGGCUUUUUAUGAGAAAACGGAGAGGGAUGGCUUUUUAUAAAAUAUGUUAAAGAGAAAAAUAAUGAUUAUGUCUAGACAAAAUAUAUAUGUAUGUGUAUAAUUGGGCGGGUUUGGGUAGGAUAGUGAGAAAUUCAUGCCUACCCAUUACCCGCAAUAUUCGGGUUUGGGUUUUACCCGUACCCACUAAAAGUCCUUCGGAUUCAGGUAUUACCCUGUCCGUUAGGUCGGAUUCGGGCGGAUAUCCACGGUUACAGAUAUUUUUGCCAUCCCUAAAUGGAGCACAUGAAGGUCCCACUUUUAUUCUUUAAACCAAUCGGAGUGUUUGUAUUUUGAUAGUUAAAGUACAACCAGUAAGCUAAUGCACUAGUAGGUAGGUGCUCCAACAAAUGUAGCCUUAUGGGUAAAUCAUGUCUUCAGAGUGAACCAAAUGAACCGCAAAUUGACCCACUAGCCCAACCAAUUAUUAAUCAAACUUUUCGAAAUACAAACUAUUAGUAAAUUUUUUUUAACACAUCAAAAUUGCUAUCGAAAAGUUAACAUUUGACUAAUAUUUUGAAAUUUUGAAAGAUAAGACUAAUAAUUUGAAAAGUUAAAAAGGUUUGGCUAAUAAAUUGUAUUUACCUAU